Messenger RNA from Magallana angulata, 5837 nucleotides. RefSeq lists its product as uncharacterized. The coding region runs from base 94 to 5019 and encodes 1641 amino acids. The record is from RefSeq and is a predicted model, not a curated record. Lineage: Eukaryota; Metazoa; Mollusca; Bivalvia; Ostreida; Ostreidae. The transcript is spliced from 34 exons.
GACGCACUCAUACAUUUCGCUCAGACGAUAAUAGAUAUCGUGAACAAAAACAACUUGGCUCAGAGAACUUAUAGAGAUGUCGCCGCCAGAACAAUGAACUGUGAACAAAUUGUACCAGGACAUCUGCUUCUUCAGACCCUUAGGGACAACAUAAUCCACCAAUCACAGACCGCCAACCCGAACUGGGACGCUGUGAGAGAUCUGAUUGGUGAAUAUUUGUUUACACUGCAGGAGUUUUACAGCAACACAAACUGGGUGGAAAUGUUUGGAAACCGCGUGUGCCAAGAGCUAGGAAUUUCGGGAGAAUCUCUUCCCUAUAAAGUGUCUGAUUCCGACAAAGUCACUUGUACGAGCUGCAAUUAUACCAAAGAGGCAGUUCAGCAGAAGUCUUGUGUUGACAACAUGCGCUCUGACGGACAGCUCCUGACCAGUGGAUACACCAGCUACCAGAACAUCAACAAACCUAUAGGACAGUUUCCGCCAAACAUGGGAAAGUGUAGUCAUGGCGGUCCAUAUGAUAACAGCAAGGACAUUCCCGCCACAGGGGGUAUAAACAAAGAAACAACCAGUCCAGAGUUAUCUCCUCAUUUUGACCUACAUCAGCUGGCUGGGGAGGCAGCCAUACAGGCGACCUACGAUUUUUUUGUUGGGAACGGCACAGGACUUCUAUCCAUUUUGGGAACUGAAACAUUUAAAGAAAUCAUGGGUAUGAACUACAAGAAUCCUUGUUACAACUGCCUUUCACCGGGUUUGUCUGUAGUAUUUGUUAUCGAUGACACGGGAUCCAUGAGUGUAGAAAUAAAUAAUGCAACUGCAUACAGUGUUGACAUCGUUAACCAAGCUAAUGCUCUAGGAUCCAAUGGGCCUUCGAACUUUAUUCUGUCGAUCUUUAAUGACCCAGGCACUUCUAUCCACAAAACAACUGAUGGGAACCAGAUGAAGAAAUGGUUACAAAACAUGACAGCGCACGGGGGCGGAGACUGCCCAGAAAUGGCCCUCGCUGGGAUAAUAAAUGCACUGAAAAUAGCAAACCCAGGAUCUUGUGUGUUUUUCUUCACCGAUGCUGACGCAAAAGACCCAGAGAGAAUGAAUGAAGUUAUAACCUUGACCAACGCCAAACACUUGAAACUAGUCUACUUCCUGCGAGGGGAUUGUGGUGGUGAAAGACGAAGACGUCGGUCGGAAUUCACGGUUCAAAACCCUAAGUGUAUUCUAAACGACAACUCGAGAAAAGCGGGGCGGUUUCGAAGAUCAUCGGCAGGAUUUGACCUUUUUCGCAAUAUAGCGGCAGCUACUGGGGGACAAAUUGUCCACACCUCUUCUUCCUCUCUAGGGGGAAUUCUGGGAUCUUUUGUAAAGAACAAUAUGGGAGCAUCAACAUUAAAAAUAACGUCCUUUGAAAUGUCUGCAUCUACACACUCGAUUUCCGUGGAUUCUGAUCUUUCACUACUGACGGUUACUAUUGAAGGUCUGUCGUCUGCAACUUUUGUCUCCUUGGUUCGGCCAGAUGGUUCCUACCAGCAAUAUAGUGGAACAGCUUCUAUAGAUGAAAUAGGAAGCACUACCGUUAUAUCAGUUCAGAACCCCCCUGCAGGUGAAUGGAAUCUGCACAAAAGUGAAUUAGGAACGUGGAAAGUGAGAGUAGGCGGAAGUGGAAACAUUGACUUUACGUACAAGUUUAUGGAGGACGUGCGCGGCACCAAGUAUCCCAUCAUCGGAACCAGUCCCAUCACAGGAUCUAAACUCCUCAUCAGCAUCAGUGUCACGGGCUUGUCCCCCUCAGCAAGGGUCACAAAUAUCAUUCUUAAAAAACCUAACGGUGUCAUUCUUACCAAACUUCCGGUUUCUGAUACAUCAAGCGAAAGCAAUCGUGUCCUAUAUGCUUAUUAUGACGUCACACCCGAGGAGUUUUUUGUUAGCAUCAAUGGAAGCAUUGACACAAACAUCUUCACCCGGGAGAAGUCAGAUAUAGUCAAACCUGUAACAGGGGAGAUAACCUUCACCUCUAAGCCAGAAAACCUUAUUCUUGGAGAAACUUCAGUGAUAGAUGUCGCCGUGAAAAAUACAGGAAGUACAUCACAAACCUACCAAUUGACAGCCACCUCCGUCCCCAGUGGAUUUCCCACGCAGCGUUCUUACUCCGUAACAGUGGGCCCUAGGAGUAGUAAAGAAAUACGUCUAACACUGAAACCUAACAACGUCUCUGUUGCGACUUUAUCAGUGAAGCUCACGUUAGGGGGACAGACUCUACAGACCAUCUCACGGACACUGAUUGUUGUAGAUGUACCGCCACCAAAAUUCAACGAAGUGAAUCGAACCUCCAACUGCCGACAGGAAAUGUUAAACUACUAUAACUGCAAGAAACAAAACUGGACUUUGGUUUUAGAUGUCGCUUUUAGAGCCAGCCUCAGCCAGUUAUAUGUUACACCGACUACUGUACAGUUUAAGUACGCACGGAAUUCACCGUCUGUUUAUGUAACAACCUUAAGUGGCACCUGCUGUACUUACCAAUCUCAACUGACGGCCAUCGACACACGUGGAAAUAUAAAAACAAAAACGAUUGAUUUCUUGGGAGGAAAUGUUUUCAACACAACAGUUGAAAACUUCGAUAUCUUGACUAAACCAAUUCCAAUGAAGACCGAUAAAAAACACGAGUCCCUGGUACAUUACAUAAAGGUUCUGACGCUCGCUGGUGCAGGAACCAUGGUGCUUGCUCUCGUAGUUGCCAUAAUGUUAUUAUUUUGGCUAGAUAGGGAUGGCAGAAUGGUCCACUUUCUCCAGACUGUUGAAGAUAUCAUCAAUAAGGUCGCUCAGACCCAGAGGUAUCACUAUGAUGACUCAACAAGAACCAUGAGCUGUAACCAAAUCGAAGCAGGACACCUGCUUCUGCAGUCUCUUAGAGACGAGAUAAUUAACCAAUCACAGACCGCCAACCCGAACUGGGACGCCGUGAGAGAUCUGAUUGGACAAUAUCUCUUCACAUUGCAGGAGUUUUACAGCAAUACAAACUGGGUGGAAAUAUUUGGGAACCAAAUCUGCCAAGACCUAGAUGAAUGUUACUUAGAUCCUCGGAAAAAACAAGAAGUAAACAAAGAAACGUCCAGACCCGAGAAUACACUUGACCAUCUUCAACAACAGGCGAUGGAGGCAGCUACACGGGCUUCUGUGGAAUUUCUGAUUGGGGAGGGUACCGGUUUAUUACAUAUAAUUGGAAUUGACAAAUUCAAAGAACUCCUUGGUAUGACCUUGAAGAAGCCGUGUUACAACUGUCUUACCCAGGGUCUAUCUGUAAUUCUUGUCAUGGAUGGGGCGGGGUCAGUGAGUAGAGAAACAAGGGCGACAACUCGGAGCAACAUUGAUGCUAAUCAACAUGAAUCCAAUGAGCGAAUGAGGCGCGGUUCAGGAGGACUUGAUUUCUUUGAUAAGAUAGCGUCAGCCACUGGCGGCCUUAUUGUACAUACCACCUCUACAUCUCUCGGCACCAUCCUGGGGUCUUUUGUAGCGAACAAUAUGGGUGUAGCUGGUUUAGAAGUGGACUCGUUUACGAUGAGUUCAGGGACAGAACACACGUGGUCAGUGGAUGAGGACCUGUCCCUCCUGACUGUCAGAAUAGAGGGCGUGUCCUCAACCUCAAUGUUAACCCUAGACCGACCAGACGGCAGCACACAGGCCUUCUCUGGUUCUGCCUCUGUAGAUGUUAUUGGAAGUACGACUGUUUUAUCAAUACAAAAACCUCCAGCGGGAAAGUGGACAUUGCACAAAAUGGAAUCGGGAAUUUGGAAAGUGAAAGUAGGCGGAAGUGGAAACAUUGACUUUACGUACAAGUUCAUGGAGGACGUGCACGGCAUCAAGUAUCCCAUCACCGGAACCAGUCCCAUCACAGGAACCACAGUCCUCCUCAGCGUUACAGUUACCGGACUUCCGGUUGCUGCUCGAGUCUUGCAUAUCAUCCUAAAGACACUGGACGGCGCCAUUCUUAAAGUUCUCCCUGUCAAAGACAACUAUAGUGACGCAAGUCGCGUGCUUUACGCUGAGUAUAAUGUGACAUCUGAGGAGUUUUUGGUCAGUAUAAAUGGAAGUCUACACUCUCAAACUUUUACUCGUGAGAAAUCUGAAGCUGUGACCCCUGUCACCGGGAGCGUUGAGUUCUCAUCUAAACCAGAAAAGCUGGUUCUGGGAAAAACAUCAGUGAUAGAAGUUAAUGUAACAAACACCGGAAGUGCGAGGCGUGUAUUUCAAGUGACAAAGACAUCCACCCCUGCGGGAUUUGUGACAGGGUCAUCUCUUCCCGUGUCUGUGGCUGCUCAUGCCUUUAAGAUCGUUAAUAUCCCAGUCACUGCAAAGUCCUUGACCUUAGCAUAUCUGACAGUCAAGUUGAAUUUAGGAGGGACAACCCUUCAGACCAUAAAACGAACACUACAGGUUGCAGAUGUGGCACCACCGGAAAUGAGCACAAUAAACAAGACUAACAAUUGUGAAAAAGCCUCGAUGAAUUACUUUAAUUGUUCGUUGCAAAAAUGGACCACAGAAAUGGACAUUGAAUUCCAUGUAAACAUGAGUAGGAUGUAUGCGACACCACGUGACCUGGCGUUUACCUUUACUCUGAGUUCAACCUCUCCUGAUAUAUACACAGCUAUUCUUAGCGGGACGUGCUGUGUUUAUCGCUCCACCGUGACGGCCAUUGAUAUGCGAGGAAACAUGAAGACUUGGCCAGUGGACUUUUCGGGGGGAAAAACCUUCAAUACCACCGUGGAAAAUUUUGAUCGCCUUGUCAAAUCGGUCGAUAAGGAGAAGAUCUCGUCCGUUUCCAAUAAAAGCUUUCUGUACGGUGUGAUUGGCGGGGGGAUCGGUGGUCUAGUGGUAGUAGCCGCCAUUGUAGCAGUGUUAGUGUACAUGAAUAGAGCUCAUGGGAAGGCCCCGAAGGAUGAUGGGAUAGACUCUCUGUCAGCAUCAUGCUUUGAAGCUUCAUUCAAGUAUGCUGACCGGAGUAGUCGGACAUCCUUUAUGAAGAGGACUUGAUAAUUGACUAAUAAGUCAUAACUGUACAGUUAAAAAAAGAUAACAAUGAAUCAGGUUUAUGUUAUGCUAACACUUAUAAAAUAUUUUUACAUAUCAAAUUUUUUCAUUGUACAAAAUAUAAUCUGAUACCCAAUGAUGUAAACCUUUACAGUGCACAUAGAGGACAGCUUCAUUUCAAUUUUAUUUACUUAUUUAUUUAAAUGGAUAGCUAAUGGUUACACUAAUAUAUAAUUUUAAAAAAAACCACUAUAACAAAUUGUAAUAACCUAACAAUACUUAUCAAAAAGUACCAAUUGUAACUAGCUUUUCUCUUUUUAUAAAAUAACAUUCAUACUGGUAUAUGUUUUUGUAUUGCACAAUGGUUGAUUUGAAAAUGAAUUGAGUAUACUAACUUUUGAUGAUGUUAGAUGUAAACUGUUAAAGCUAUAUAUGCCGUUUUUAACGCAAAUUUUGCAAUGGAGGAAAAUAGACCCGAAUUUUGUCAUUAUGAUGACCAUAUUUGAAAUUAUUCAAAUUUAUUUCUUAUGCAUAUUCAUCAACGAUUCACAGAUGUGUAGGUUAGCGUAUGUGUGCGGGGGAAACAGCAUUGGGGAAAAUGCAUGCAAGCAAGUUUAUUUCCAAAAUUCAAUUGUAUGAAAAAUAUCUUUAUGGCACUGACAAAAAAGUAAUUACUUCAUAACUUUACUUACGAAUGGGUAAAUGUUAAUGAUAUCAAUGAAUAUAUGGACCACCUAUUUCACACUCAAAAAAUAGUAUAUACAUUGUAAAUUUUGUAGGGACUGUAUCUCAAAACUUUUAUUAUGUCUCUGUAUGCAAAA